Sander lucioperca (pikeperch) is the source of this 1260-nucleotide messenger RNA. RefSeq names its product COPI coat complex subunit zeta 1 (gene copz1). NCBI's taxonomy places the organism in Eukaryota, Metazoa, Chordata, Actinopteri, Perciformes, Percidae. Bases 138 to 671 code for a protein of 177 amino acids. Gene Ontology annotation, cellular component: COPI vesicle coat. Gene Ontology annotation, biological process: intracellular protein transport; intra-Golgi vesicle-mediated transport; retrograde vesicle-mediated transport, Golgi to endoplasmic reticulum. The transcript is spliced from 9 exons. The record is from RefSeq and is a predicted model, not a curated record.
CGCCCUGUGGUGAACUGCUCUUUGCCCUGUACGCAUUACGCAGGGCCCUGCGUCAACCAAUAGGAAAGAGCCUAAUUUACUGUACGUGUUACGUAGCUUGCUGCUACCCUGCUAGCUAGUUGCUAACAAGGAAAAAGAUGGAUUCUCCCAUACUGGAACCGUCCUUGUACACUGUCAAAGCAGUUCUGAUUCUGGACAACGAUGGAGACAGGCUUUAUGCCAAGUAUUAUGAUGAUACGUACCCGACAGUCAAGGAGCAGAAGGCAUUUGAGAAGAACAUAUUCAACAAAACACACAGGACGGACAGUGAGAUAGCAUUACUCGAAGGCCUUACUGUUGUCUACAAGAGCAACAUAGACCUCUUCUUUUAUGUGAUUGGAAGUUCCCAUGAAAAUGAGCUUAUGCUUAUGGCUGUUCUAAACUGCCUUUUUGAUUCGCUCAGUCAGAUGUUGAGAAAGAAUGUUGAGAGAAGAGCUUUGUUGGAGAAUAUGGAGGGACUCUUCCUGGCUGUGGAUGAAAUUGUAGAUGGAGGGGUGAUCCUGGAGAGUGACCCACAACAAGUUGUGCACCGUGUAGCUCUCAGAGGGGAUGAUGUGCCUUUGACAGAGCAAACAGUCACCCAGGUUCUUCAGUCUGCCAAAGAACAGAUCAAGUGGUCACUUCUACGAUAGUCACCCGUGCACCAGUCUACCAGUGAGCCACUGUCCAGUAAAGUCUUUGUGGCACUGAUCUGCAUACUCCUUUUCCUCUGAUUUCCACUCCUUCAAUCAAAGCUGUGAGGAGUACAACUGGCUGAUCCAGUCGACACUCCCAAGGACUACUGCUCGACAAAGUUUCACUCCCCAAUUUGUUUUAAUUCUUUUUCCUUUAGGCUUUCAUAUGUGACAUAAUCAACACGAGCAUAAUAUAUGGUAUACAUUCCAGUACGAAUACUGGCCUGUUUUGUUUGAUUUUUCAUUACAGCAUCUCGGUGUUUAUUAAACCAGCGUACCUGUCUAUAAAACAUUGAUCAUAGCCUGUGGCAACAUUCCAACUGUCUCCUUGAACAAGAAUUUUAUCCUGUUUGAUAGCCCCCUGUCUUACUGUACAAAGUAUUGAGCCACUAUAUCAUUUCAUUUGCAUGAAUAUUGUGAUAAAGUGUACAACUAGUAGUGUAGUCAUACCACUGAUCACAGAGGUUAUGUUUUGCAUAUAUUUUGUCCGGGAAUCUUCCAUUCAUCAGAUACUUAUAAUAAAUGUUUGUUGACACUGGUCUGUGAA